CCUCCUCUAGCCAAUCAGCUUCCGGAGGAGAGGGUUUAACUCCUAUUUUAAAAGGAGAACCUUUGAAUUGUAACGGCCGAGGUCCUGGGAAUCGCUUGGAGGUUUUCGUCGGGGACGCCAUCCUGCCCUUGGGUGACAUGGACAGGUGUAAAGAAAACUGUGUCUCCAGGCCUGUUAAGACUACAGGUCCCUUCGGUCCAAAACGAGUCUUGGUGACAGAGCAGAUUCCUUCUCAGAACCUAGGAUUGGCUAGCAGUGGCCAGGCCCAGCGGGUCUUGUGUCCUUCCAACUCCUCCCAUCGUGUCCCUUCACAAGCACAGAAAGUUGUCUCAGGUCAGAAGCCAGUGCCAAAGCAGUUGCCACCUCCCAGCGUUCCUCGGCCCGAGCCCCAGCUUAGUAACCCCCAGAAGAGUGAACAGCCACCCCCUGCAGACUCUGGAAAUAAUUCUGAAAGUGAUCGGGCAUCAAAGCAGAAAACUGAAGACUCAAAAAAAAGGCAGUGGACUCUGCAAGACUUUGACAUUGGCCGCCCGCUGGGUAAAGGAAAGUUUGGAAAUGUCUACUUGGCAAGGGAGAAGCAAAGCAAGUUCAUCCUGGCCCUGAAGGUGCUGUUUAAGACACAGCUGGAGAAGGCCGGCGUGGAGCACCAGCUUCGGAGGGAAGUGGAGAUCCAGUCCCACCUGCGGCACCCCAACAUCCUCAGGCUGUAUGGAUAUUUCCAUGAUGCCACCAGAGUUUAUCUAAUUCUAGAAUACGCGCCCCUUGGGACCGUCUACAGAGAGCUCCAGAAACUCUCCAAGUUUGACGAGCAGAGGACGGCUACAUACAUCACGGAGUUGGCAAACGCUCUAUCUUACUGUCACUCAAAGAGAGUCAUCCACAGAGACAUUAAGCCAGAGAACCUGCUUCUUGGGCCAAAUGGAGAGUUGAAGAUCGCAGACUUUGGAUGGUCUGUGCACGCUCCAUCUUCCAGGAGGACCACACUAUGUGGCACCCUGGACUACCUGCCCCCUGAGAUGAUUGAAGGCCGGAUGCACGAUGAGAAGGUGGACCUCUGGAGCCUGGGUGUCCUCUGCUAUGAGUUCCUAGUUGGGAUGCCUCCUUUCGAGGCACACACCCACCAGGAGACCUACAGGAGGAUAUCACGGGUUGAAUUCACAUUCCCUGACUUUGUGACUGAGGGAGCCAGGGACCUCAUUUCAAGACUACUAAAGCACAACUCAAGUCAGAGGCUAACACUAGCAGAGGUCCUUGAGCACCCCUGGGUCACAGCUCACUCUUCAAAACCUUCAACUUGCCAAAAAACCAAAGAGUUAACAAGCAAAUCAUCUUAGGGAGUCUGGAGCUGUGGCCUCUGUGUAGCUGUGAAACGCCCCUUCUAGACCUCGGGACCAUCAUCACUGCCCUCCGAACACCCUGUUGAACAGCCAGUCCCUGGCCUUGCAUCCAGGAAGCCCCACCUGAGUAUGUGACGUUGUCCAAGCUCCAUGAACCAUGCUGCUUUUCCUGGUUCGGCAUCUGGAGGGAAGGCUCACUGCAGCUGUCCCCAAGGUGUCCUUGUGGGGGAUCUCACUGGGAAAGUCGCCAUCCCUCCUCACCUCCCGGGUGACCACCUUUGUCUAGCUUUCAAGUGCCUGAGUGUGUGUGUAACUUAUUGGGUCGCCAGGCCUGGGAAAGCUGUCGGAAUGAGUCUGUAGUUUCUUUUAAAUGUUAAAAUAAAGAAUUAUAUUUACUUCCUCUUUCUUAAGUGGCACCCCUUCAGGACACUUGCUUUCAGUCUUUGUAAGCCUGUGGGAUUCCCUUCCUCAGCCACCGCACUGGAGCCUGUGCUCCAUCUGCCCUGGACUGGACUUGGGGGUUUCUAGAUGUUAAGGGCUGUUCAUGUUAAUGUGUCAUGUAUGGAAACCUUUUAAAUAUAUAUAUGUGUACAACGUC
This is a messenger RNA of Mesocricetus auratus (golden hamster), 1935 nucleotides long. It is a transcript of the gene Aurka, whose product is annotated as aurora kinase A. Gene Ontology annotation, molecular function: ATP binding; protein kinase activity. Bases 138 to 1334 code for a protein of 398 amino acids. Gene Ontology annotation, cellular component: spindle midzone; chromosome passenger complex; spindle pole centrosome. The transcript is spliced from 9 exons. Gene Ontology annotation, biological process: protein phosphorylation; regulation of cytokinesis; mitotic spindle organization. The record is from RefSeq and is a predicted model, not a curated record. NCBI's taxonomy places the organism in Eukaryota, Metazoa, Chordata, Mammalia, Rodentia, Cricetidae.